AAAGCAGCGUGAUGGGAAAGUCGUGCAGGUAGAACCAGUCCGGCCAGUUCCCACUCUCAGGUGUUCUGUGGGUAUUUCUGCUCUGACGGACAAGUGACAGCUUCUCAUCGCAGACCUCAGUGUGACACAACGACUCCGAGCUCCACAGACACACAACAGUUUAAUACUAAGUAGUCAAGAUGUCGCGGAUGGUCGUGAACCAGCCGCAGCCUGUGAUGGAAUCCAGGGAGUCGGACGAGUGGGGAUCAGGGAUCUGUGACUGCUGCCAGGACGUCCCUGAGUGCUGUUGUGCUUUCUGGUGCUGUCCCUGCUUCGCCUGCAUCACCACCAGGGACUACGGACAGUGUCUCUGUCUCCCCCUGCUGGACAUCUUUGGUCUCAUCCCGCCCGCCGCCAUGUCCAUGAGAGUCUCCAUGCGGCAGCGAUACGGAAUCAAGGACACCAUGUGCAGGGACUGCCUGUUCGCCACCUUCUGCAACCCCUGCAGCUGGUGCCAGAUGUCCAGAGAGAUGAAGAAGAGGAACAUCUCCGUCCUUCUGGUCGGAGCCAAACACACAUGAGACACACGUGAAGAACCCUCGACCCCCUCGUCCCUCGUCACACGAAAAGGACGAGGGACCUGAAGUCCAGACUGAAAACUCCAGCAGCGAAUGUUUGCCUGAAAUAUCGAAAGUUAUUUAAGCUGCUAAAAAGAGAAAUGAAUGGAAACAAGUGGAUUUUUGUGGAUUUUCUGCUGAGACUAAAAUUUAAUUCUUAUCAUUUGUAUUUACUCUUCACUUUACUUUCAGAAAGAAAGGACACAGUUAGAAUCAUAAGAGUCUUUUAUAUAUGUUUUUGUAUUUUUGCUUUAUUUAAAAGAUAGAUUUUUUCAGAUAAAUAUUCCAACGUUCAAACAAAAUCCACAGUCGAUCAAUUUCAAACUUCAACCAAGAGUUUGGUUAAAAAAUAUAGAUUUUUUCCAGACUGUGUUUUCUUGAUUCGCUGCAGCAGAGAAAUAAUGAAACAAACAGAGAAUUUAAUAUGAAAAAUAUUGUAAUUUUGGCUGAAACUUCCAUUUUGCUUAAAUUUCAUCUAAGGAAUUAUUUCUCUGUGAUUUGUAUCCCCAUCUGUAAAAUUGUGGACGAUUACAUCGUCCAGGAAAUACCAAUUAACAUAUUGAUGAACAAUUAACAUAUUGAUAAUCAAUUAACAUAUUGAUGAUCAAUUAACAUAUUGACGAUCAAUUAACAUAUUGAUUAAAGCCCUUUGCUUCUUCUUGCUCUUAUAAUCAAACCUGCUGCUUAUGUUCAUCAUCAGUCAAACCUGAAGUAGAUGUUGUUGUGGCUUUAAUUAUUGAUUUAUAAAAUUAAUUAAAAUGUGAAAAAUUA
Messenger RNA from Pleuronectes platessa (European plaice), 1367 nucleotides. RefSeq names its product cornifelin homolog B. NCBI's taxonomy places the organism in Eukaryota, Metazoa, Chordata, Actinopteri, Pleuronectiformes, Pleuronectidae. The coding region runs from base 180 to 560 and encodes 126 amino acids. The transcript has 4 exons. The record is from RefSeq and is a predicted model, not a curated record.